Linepithema humile (Argentine ant) is the source of this 1841-nucleotide messenger RNA. It is a transcript of the gene CNMaR, whose product is annotated as CNMamide Receptor. Lineage: Eukaryota; Metazoa; Arthropoda; Insecta; Hymenoptera; Formicidae. Gene Ontology annotation, molecular function: G protein-coupled receptor activity. Gene Ontology annotation, cellular component: plasma membrane. The record is from RefSeq and is a predicted model, not a curated record. Gene Ontology annotation, biological process: G protein-coupled receptor signaling pathway.
AUAGCUGAGACGGCACUCGGAUAUGUCCUCGGAAAGUGUAACAGAUAAUAUCCGAAAUUAAAUGUGCCAAAUAUCCCAUUCAAAUUGUUCUUAUAAUUAAACGUUUAACAUUAUAGCUGAGUUUUUCGUUUAAAAAGAAAAAAAAAAAUAGUGAAACGUGUUGCGGCUACCGUAUGAUUGAUAAUAGAUCUACUGAGACAUAAUUAAUUUGCGUUUGUUAAUUUGUGCUAUUAAAAUAAAGUAUCAACAGAGUGGCAAAUGUUUUAAAUAAGAAAUUUAAAUAGUGUCAGUGAAUGACCGACAAAAAUGCAUUAUAUCUCAUACCGGUAUUGAAAAUGUCACGUGUGGUAAGGAUUUCCAUAAUUUUUCGAAACAUCAAAGCUAUGUGAUGUUCAUGCAUGAGAUAUAUGUAUAUAUUUUGGAACAUUCAAGUGUUCAGAAGAUCGCGGUUAAAGGAAAUUCAUGACAUCUGUAGAAUCUGGAUGGCAGCAAUGGCUUGUGCGUUCUGUCAUCGUGCAAUGAUGUAAGUUGUUAUGCACUCUACGCUCGGCGCGGUUGUACCGCCUUUCCGCUCUUAUUUUCAUUGACAACUGUCGCAAACGAGAUCAACGCUUAAGGAUGUCUGUCGAAAAUAAAACCGUACCAGGAUGGUACGCGACCGAUAUGCUCUUUCACGACAUCGCACGGUACUAUGAGUCGAUUCUCCUGCCGCUGGGCCUGCUGGGCAACUGUCUGUCCAUGUGCGUCUUCUUCGGCACAAAGCUGCGUUAUUCCUCGUGCAGUAUUUAUUUGGGCGCCCUAGCGAUAAGCGACACCGGCUUUCUGGUGUCGGCCUUCAUAAGCUGGCUAAACAUAAUGCACAUAACGAAUCUGUUCAACGGGCGAGGCUUCUGUCAAUUCUUCACGUAUCUGGGCACCGUUUGCGGCUUUCUCAGCGUAUGGCUCGUCGUGGCUUUUACCGUUGAGCGGUACAUUGCGGUCAGGUGGCCACUUCGACGUCAAUCCUUGUGCACGGUGAGCCGAGCGAAAACCAUAACGAUGGGGCUGACAGCAUUGGCGAUUCCACUGUGCAGUCCCGUGCUGCUGUUCCUCAAGUCACACGAAAUCACCGAAACUUUGAGGGAGUGUGCCUUGGAUUUUGACUGGCAGUCCUGGGCGACCGUCUACAACGCCCUUGACGCCUUCAUAACGUUCGUCGUACCUCUGACUGUGAUAGUGAUCUUCAAUACUCUGAUAGCGCGCAACAUUUACAAGCAGGACCACGUUCGAAGAACAUUGACCAUAGAAUCCGACGCUUCUAUCAACGAGAGGAACCAGACUUCUCGCAACAGAAUGCCACAGACCAAGGUCACGAAAAUGCUCAUGGUGGUUUCGAGCGCGUUCUUCUGUUUGAACAUGCCUUCGUGCGUCUUCAGGCUGCUCGCCUUCAUUUACGAUAAUCAUAAUCCACCAUUAUGGCUCGUUUUGACGCAGCGAAUAGCCUACUUAUUGUUCAUCACAAGUUUCGGAAUAAAUUUUAUUCUUUACUGCGCCAGCGGACAGAAUUUCCGUAGAGCGAUGGUUGACAUGUUCAUGAGGCGUUCAGAUAUUGAGAGGAACAGAACUUUCAUGCAGACGGCGAAUCACGGAAAACAAUAUGUUUCAGAAUUCACGCGCAAAUGCAAUUCGACAAAACAGACGCAUUUUGUCGACAAUGCGCAUCAGCAAAGUUCACAAGAGAUGCAAAAACUCCCACUGAAUUGAAAGUAUACUGCAGUAUAGUUGCGGAGAAAUUAUAAUAACGUAAAAUAUUACUUUUGCUGUGCAAAUAAUUAAACAAAGGACAAUAAGAAAAUGAUAUA